This is a messenger RNA of Carassius auratus (goldfish), 7471 nucleotides long. Its product is annotated as protein NLRC5-like. NCBI's taxonomy places the organism in Eukaryota, Metazoa, Chordata, Actinopteri, Cypriniformes, Cyprinidae. Gene Ontology annotation, molecular function: protein binding. The record is from RefSeq and is a predicted model, not a curated record. The transcript has 41 exons.
AGAAUUGGAGUCACAUCAUGUGACAAGGGUCUUAAAGGGGAGAAAGAGAAAGCAUUCUGCACAGUGUUCUGGCUGCUGAAGACCGUCGUACUACUGCAAGUUGUGCUGAGCAUCUGAUAGUCUUCAACACAAAGAUAACAGUGCUGUUUUUCAGCGGCAGUUUAUCUGCAGUAUGUCAGAGGAGCGAGGAAAGGACUCUCCGUCUGAGAUGAGCGUCUCAGUGAAACAGAGGGAAGGAUCAUACUCUGAGGUUUCCAGCUCUGAGUGUGUAAAGAGUGAUCAGUUGAAAGGUGAUGGACCACUUUUCAAUGGGGAAACACCUAAAAAAAGUGAAAAAUUGGGCCUACAUGUGUCCUUCAGUGAGGAAACACCAUCACAAGCUAAAAGUGAAAGAUCAGGUUCACCUGUGUCCAGUUCUGUGUCUAUGAGGAGUGACCAUUCAAAAGGUGAUGGACCAAACUUCAGUGAGAAAACUCCAUCAUCAUCUGAAAGCGAAAAAUCAGGCUCUGAUGUGGUCAGCUCUGUGUCUGUGAAAACUGACCAUUCAAAAGGUGAUGGACCAAACUUCAGUAAGAGGAAAACAUCUACCAAAAGUGUAAGAUCAGGUUCACAUGUAUCCAGCUCUGUGUCUGUGAAGAGUGACCAAUUAAAAGGAGAUGGACCGAACUUCCGUAAGAAAACGGCAUGUAACAAAAGUGUAAGAUCAGGUUCACAUGUGUCCAGCUCUGUGUCUGUGAAGAGUGACCAUUCAAAGGGUGACGGACCAAACUUCAGUGGAAAAACACCAUGUAACAAGAGUGUAAGAUCUCACUCGCAUGUAUCCAGCUUUGUGUCUGUAAAGAGUGACCAUUCAAAGGGAGAUGGACCAAACUUCAAUCAGAAAACACCAUCACCUUCCAAAAGUGUAAGAUCAGGUUCACAUGUGUCCAGCUCUGUGUCUGUGAAGAGUGACCAUUCAAAGGGUGACGGACCAAACUUCAGUGGAAAAACACCAUGUAACAAGAGUGUAAGAUCUCACUCGCAUGUAUCCAGCUUUGUGUCUGUAAAGAGUGACCAUUCAAAGGGAGAUGGACCAAACUUCAAUCAGAAAACACCAUCACCUUCCAAAAGUAGCAAAGGACAGCAGUCAACAGUAAAUAUUGGUGGAGAAAUUACACGGUGGGAAGCUCUUAAAGCACAGAAGGGAUUGAAGAGUGAUGUGGAACUGGCAUCUUUUCUUCUCAACAGGUUUCAGUUUGAGAAAUCAGACUCAAACUACAAGAAUUACAGCAACCGCAAGAAUUUCAGAGAAAAUCUCUUCUGGAUUUUCAAGGAUCUUGAGAACAAAAUAAUUGUGUUUCUUAAAAAUGAGCUGGAAAAGUUUAAGAAAAUAUUAAAAAGAGAGAACACACAGUACUUUGUGCAGGACUUUAUAGAGGAGAUGCGUGAUAUCAAAGAAGCAGCUCUUGAUAUGACACUCUUCUUCCUGAGAGAUAUGAAGCAAGCUGAGGCUGCAGAUGCUCUACAAGAUGAGCUGGUCCUCAUUCAUCAACGACCACUAAAAUCAAACUUGAAAAAGAAGCACCAGUCUGUAUCUGAAGGAAUUGCUAAGAUUGGUGACUCCAAGCUUCUGAAUAAUAUCUACACAGAUCUCUACAUGACUCUGGGUGUUAGUAAACAAGUCAAUACCCAACAUGAAGUAGUACAAGUUCAGGCUGCUGAUAGGCGACAUCAGUCACAAGAGAUUCCAGUUGAAUGCAAAAAUUUGUUUGAAGCACCUGAACAAGACAAGGAGAUCAGAACUGUAAUAACAAAAGGAGUUGCUGGAAUUGGAAAGUCCAUCUCUGUGCAAAAGUUUAUUGUGGAUUGGGCUGACGGAAAUGAAAAUAGGGAUAUUACUUUCAUAUUUCCUCUUGCAUUUAGAGAGAUGAACUUAAAGGAGAAAGAAACACAAAGCUUGACAAGUCUUUUAGCUCAGUUUUUUCCAGAAAUAAAAGGACUGAACCUUGCAAGAAAUGAUAAAUUUAAAUUCCUGUUCAUCCUUGAUGGUUUGGAUGAAUGUCGUCUUCCUCUGAACUUUGAGGGUAAUGAGACUUGCCGUGAUGUAUUGUUACCAGUAUCUCUGGAUGUUCUCCUCACAAACCUCAUCAAGGGAAAUCUGCUUCCUUCUGCACUCAUCUGGAUCACCACCAGACCAGCAGCUGCCAUUAAAAUUCCUCCCGAAUGUGUUGACCGUGUGACAGAAGUACAAGGAUUCAAUGAUGCGCAAAAGAAGGAGGAGUACUUCAGAAAAAGAUUCACAGAUGCGGAUCUGGCAAAUGAAAUUAUUGACAAUGUUAAACAAUCAAAGAGUCUUUUUAUCAUGUGCUACAUCCCAGUCUUCUGCUGGAUUACAGCCACUGUUCUCCAAAACAUUUUAGAGGAGAAAAGAAAUAAUGAUGUGAAAAACGAUCAGGCUGUUAACGCCUCCAAAACACUGCAGGAAUCAAAUACUGAAGACACUCCCAAGACUCUGACACAAAUGUACACACACUUUCUCCGCUUUCAGAUCCUGCAGAGCCUUCGAAAAUAUGAUGGAAAAUAUGCACCAGAUGUUUCCUGGGAUAAAGACGCCAUGCUUUCACUGGGAAAAUUGGCAUUUCAUCAGUUGCAAAGAAACAAUCUGCUCUUUUAUGACACAGACCUGGAAUCCUGUGGUAUUGAUGCGUCUAAAGCAUCAGUGUAUUCAGGCAUGUGUACCCAGAUCUUUAAGGAGGAAAGAGGAAUCAUUCUUGGUACUACUUUCUGUUUUGUUCACUUGAGCAUUCAAGAGUUUAUUGCAGCCCUUUAUGCACAUCUGUUUCUAGACACCAACAAGGAAAGUGUGUUUUCUGAGUCUGCAGACCAGAAAAACAAAAAUGAAACCAUGAUUGAUUUGCUCAAGACUGCAGUGGACAAGGCUCUCGAGAGUGAAACUGGACACCUGGACCUUUUCCUUCGCUUUCUUCUUGGUCUGUCACUCCAGACCAAUCGUCCUCUCUUACGAGGUCUGUUGACAGAGCAAGAGAGCAAAAAUGAGAACUACGAGGAGAUAGUUCAGUACAUCAAGCAUAAAUUAGAAGAUAAUCUGUCUCCAGAGAGAUCCAUCAAUCUAUUCUACUGUCUGAAUGAACUGAAUGACCAAACUCUGGUCAAAGAAAUUCAGACUCAACUUAGAGAAGGAAGUCUUUCAUCUGCUGAUCUUUCUCCUGCUCAGUGGUCUGCUGUGGCCUUUGUUUUGUUGACAUCAGAGGAAGAGAUGGAGAAGUUUGAGCUUCAGGAAUUCAAGAAAUCAGACGAGUGUCUCUUUAGGCUUUUGGAAGUUGUGAAAAUCUCCAAAAGAGCUGUGUUAAAUGAUUGCAACUUAACAGACAAAAGCUGUUCAAGUCUUGCUAAAGCUCUUGAAUCGGAUAACAGUUUGGAAGAGCUGAAUAUGAACAAUAAUAAUCUGCAGGAUUCAGGAGUAAAGCUACUCUGCAGUGGACUGAAGAGUGUAAAGUGUAAAUUGGAGAUAGUGAGACUUUCAGACUGCAGUAUCACUGAAGAAGGUUAUAAAGCUCUGGCUUCAGCUCUGAGAUCAAACCCUUUACACCUGAUAGAGCUGGAUCUGACAGGAAAUGAUCCUGGACAAUCAGGAGUGAAGGAGCUCGAUGAUUUACUACAGGAUCCAAACUAUUCACUGAAGACACUGAGAUUUUUGGGUCCUGCUGCAGAUGAAGCUUGUCAAUAUGUGAAAAGAGUUGUGGGUAAAAACCCUUUACUCCUGGGAGAACUAAAUCUGAGAGGAAGUAAACUAGAAGACUCAAAUGUGAAGAAGCUUGCUGCUCUACUGGAGGAUAAACACUGUAAAUUCAGCAGACUGAUGCUGAAUAAUAACAGCAUUACUGAAGAAGGUUGUGCUGCUCUGACUUCAGCAUUUAAUUUAAAUCCUUCAAACCUGAUAGAGCUGGAUCUGAGUGGAAAUAUACUAGACAACUUUGGAGUAAUAAAGAUUUGUCCUAUGUUAACAAAUACACAAUGCAAAUUGGAGAAACUCAAACUCUCAGACUGCAGUAUCAGUGAAGAAGGUUAUAAAGCUCUGGCUUCAGCUCUGAGAUCAAACCCUUCACACCUGAUAGAGCUGGAUCUCACAGGAAAUGAUCCUGGACAAUCAGGAGUGAAGCAGCUCAUUGAUGUAUCACAAAAACCAGACUGUAAACUAAUACUGAAAUUUUUGAAAAGUGCUGCCGCAGAGCAAGCAUGUGAUUAUCUCACUGAAGUUCUGGGUAAAAGUCCAUUAUUACUGAAAGAACUGGAUCUGAAUGAAGAUAAAUUAAGAGACCUGGAUGGAGAGAAGCUGUCUGCUCUUUUGAUGGACUCUCAUAGCAAAGUGGAGAAAAUUAAGCUGAACAACUGUGAGCUGACAGAGAAAAGCUGUUCGGUUCUAGCUACUGUUCUCUCCUCCAAAACCAUCCUGAAAGAGAUGAACCUGAACAACAGUCGUCUGCUGGACUCAGGAGUCAAAGAGAUUUGUGAGGGACUGAAGAAUCCUGUGUGUGAACUGAAGAUACUCAGGCUCUGUAAGUGUGAGCUAACAGAGGAAAGCUGUUCAGCCCUUGCUUCAGUUCUCAGCUCAGACACUAGCAAUCUGAAAGAUCUUGACCUGAGCAAUAAUAAUCUACAGGAUUCAAGAGUGAAGCUGCUCUCUGAUGGACUAAAUGAAAACUGUAAACUAGAGAAACUCAAACUCUCAGACUGCAGUAUCACUGAAGAAGGUUAUACAGCUUUGGCUUCAGCUCUGAGAUCAAACCCUUCACACCUGAUAGAGCUGGAUCUCACAGGAAAUGAUCCUGGACAAUCAGGAGUGAAGGAGCUCGAUGAUUUACUACAGGAUCCAAACUGUCAACUAAUACUGAGGUUUUUGAGUUCUGAAGCAGAAGAAGCCUGUCAGUAUGUGAGAAGAGUUGUGAAUAAAAACCCAUUACUUGUGAGAGAACUGAAUCUGAGUGAACAUAAAUUGGACAGCACACAUAAAGUGAAGCAGCUCGCUGCUCUACUGGAGGAUAAACAUUGUAAGCUGAACAUUAUUCAACUGAAUAAUAACAAUAUUACUGAAGAAGGUUGUGCGGCUCUGACUUCAGCAUUUAAUUCAAAUCCUUCAAACCUGAAAGAGCUGGAUCUGAGUGGAAAUAGACUAGGAAAGUCAGGAAUACAGAAUAUUUGUUUGCUUUUGAAGAAUCCACAAUGCAAAUUGGAGAAACUGAAACUUUCACACUGCAGUAUCACUGGAGAAAGUUAUGAAACCUUGACUUCAGCUCUGAAAUCAAACCCUUCAGACCUGAUGGAACUGGAUCUCACAGGAAACUAUCCUGGAAAAACAGGAUUAAAGCGGCUUUUUAAUUUACUAGAAAGUGGAAAGCGUUAUUUAAUGAACAUCAGCUUUUUGACAAAUUCUGCUGCAGAGGAGUCGUAUCAGUAUCUUUCUAAAGUUCUGGAUACAAAUCCUUUACUACUCCAAGAACUGGAUCUAAGCACAAUUAAACUUGGAGACCUUGACUGGGAGAAACUCUCUGCGCUUUUGAUGGACACUUAUUGCAUAACAGAGAAAAUAAAGGUGAAUAAUUGUGAGCUGGCAGAGAAAAGCUGUUCAGGUCUAGCUACUGUUCUCUCCUCCAAAACCAUCCUGAAAGAGAUGAACCUGAACAACAGCCGUCUGAUGGUCUCAGGAGUCAAAGAGAUCUGUAAAGGACUGAAGAAAUCUAAGAUUGAAAUACUAAAACUCUCUAACUGCAGUAUCACAGAAGAAGGUUAUAAAGCUCUGGCUUCAGCUCUGAGAUCAAACCCUUCACACCUGACAGAGCUGGAUCUCACAGGAAAUGAUCCUGGACAAUCAGGAGUGGAGGAGCUCGUUAAAGUACUAAAGGAUCAAUCGUGGAAACUGAGGUUUUUGCAAAGUCCUGAAGCAGUUGAAGCCUGUCAGUAUGUGACGACAGUUCUACGUAUAAAAGACCCAUUACUCCUAAGAGAGCUGAAUCUGAGUAAACAUAAACUAGAACUAAAAAAUUUGAAGCAGCUUGCUACUCUAAUGCAGGAUAAACACUGUAAGAUCGAUAAACUUCAGCUGUGUGAUUGUGGUCUAACAGAGGAAAGCUGUUCAGCUCUCGCUACAGUCCUGAAAUCAAAAUCGAGUCUGAAAGAACUUGACAUGAGCAACAAUAAUCUGCAGGAUUCAGGAGUGAAGAAACUCAAGAAUGGACUAGAAAAUAAAAACUGCACAGUGGAAAAACUCAGGUUAAAUGAUUGUAAAUUAACAGACAAAAGCUGUUCAGCUCUGGCUACAGUUCUUGGAUCAGAUAAUAAUCUGAAAGAGCUGAGCAUGAAUAAUAAUAAUCUGCAGGAUUCAGGAGUGAUUCACCUCUGCACCAAACUGGAGAAUGUAAAGUGUAAAUUGGAGAUACUGAGACUUUCAGACUGCAGUAUCACUGAAGAAGGUUAUAAAGCUCUGGCUUCAGCUCUGAGAUCAAACCCUUCACACCUGAUAGAGCUGGAUCUCACAGGAAAUGAUCCUGGACAAUCAGGAGUGAAGGAGCUCAAUGAUUUACUACAGGAUACAAACUAUCGACUGAAGACAUUGAGGUUUUUGGGUCCUGAUGCAGAUGAAGCCUGUCAUUAUGUGACUAGAAUUGUGGAUAAAAACCCAUUACUCCUGAGAGAGCUGAAUCUGAGUAAACGUCAACCAGACUUAAAAAAGCUUGCUGCUUUACUGAGGAAUAAACACUGUCAACUUAACACACUCAAACUGAAUAAUAACAAUAUUACAGCAGAAGGUUGUGCUGCUCUGAUCUCAGCAUUGAAUUCAAACCCCUCAAACCUGAAAGAGCUGGAUCUGAGUGGAAAUAAACUAGGAAACUCUGGAAUUAGGAAUAUCUCUCCUCUGCUACAAAAUAUGCAAUGCAGACUGGAGAAAUUUAAAUUCAGAGGCUGUGAUAUGACGGAUGAAGGUUGUUCAGCUCUGGCUUCAGCUCUGAAAUCAAACCCAUCACACCUGAGAGAACUGGACCUGAGUGGAAAUAAAUUAGGAAAGUCUGGAGUCGAAAACCUGGGUGCUGUACUGAGCAAAUCACUGUUCAAGCUGGAAAUACUUAAUCUAUGUGGUUGCAAAAUUACAGAGGAAGAGUGUCUCAUCCUAACUUCAGCUCUGAAAUCAAACCCAUCACACCUGAGAGAACUGGACCUCAGUGGAAAUAAAAUAGAAAACACAGGAGUGAAUCACUUAUGUGACAUACUGACGGAUUCACAAUGUAAACUGGAGAGAUUGAGUCUAAAUGACUGUGGCAUUACAGAUGUUGCUUGUUUGGCUCAGUCUUUGGAUAAGAAGACAUCAUUAAGUUUUCUAAAAGAGCUUGAUCUCAGUCACAAUAAAAUAGGAAACUCAAAGAAGCAGCUCACUGAGGUGCUAAAAGAAUCAGGCUGUGAACUGAGGUGAAAAAACUAG